Messenger RNA from Sporothrix schenckii 1099-18, 237 nucleotides. RefSeq lists its product as uncharacterized. NCBI's taxonomy places the organism in Eukaryota, Fungi, Ascomycota, Sordariomycetes, Ophiostomatales, Ophiostomataceae. The coding region runs from base 1 to 237 and encodes 78 amino acids. The transcript has a single exon. The record is from RefSeq and is a predicted model, not a curated record.
AUGGACAACAAAACUACCAACUCCAUUAGUAACGGCAGCAUCUUCUCGCAAAGAUCCAAACAUUUCGACAUUAAGUAUCACUACCUAAGAGAGAAAAUUGCGUUGGGACUUAUCACCACGAAGCUGGUGCCCACAACACUGCAGCUCGCCGACCCGUUUGCCAAGGCACUGGCGAAAGAGACCUUCACCAAAUUGGUCGAACAGUUUAUGAGCGAGACUGGUAAGAAGAAGGACUGA